AUGCCUACUACUAUAACUCCACUCGAAGUUGUGAUAACCAAAUCAGUUACUGAGGAGGUUCCAAUUUCAAACAUUAUUGCAAACAUAUGUAAUGCGGGUGCACAUAUUUCUAUGAGUGUUGUUUCAUUAUCCCAAGGUAUUCAUGUUAUAGUUUCUUCUAAAUCCAUUUCAACUACUUCUGUUUCGUUACCACCAUUUAUCAUUCCUAUAGUUCCAACAUCAUCUUCACCAACAUUCACUCAAAUACUAAAUCAACCUUUCACUACUUUGUUUUCUUCCCAAUCCACUAAUCCACCAAAAUCCAAUGAUCCACCCAAACCUCUUGAUGAUUCUGAAACCGAAGAUGCAGGGUUUAGAGGAACUUUCGAAAAGCUUGGAUUUGAUGAUGAGGAAGAAAAUUUUCUAGAUCGCAUGUUAAUGUCUAUGAAGCAGUUCAAGAUUCUUAACAAGAAGUUGAAUUCGAUAAUUCAAUCUCAAGCUGAUAUGGGGGAAGUAAUUCGGUGUCAAGAAUGGAAAUUGAUGGUAGAUCAAAAUGAUCAGAAUAAUGAACUUCGAAUCAAAUCUCAAUCUUCAACGUUUAAUGGAGAAGUUCAAGAUUUUCGAAGGCUUGACAAAGAACGACAUGUAAUGUUCGUUCAAGAUGUGAAAAGGGUACGAGAAGAUGUUAAUUUCAAACUUCAAGAGCUUCGAGAAGACAUGGCCAAAGAAAUUGAAGUGGUGAAACGUGAUUAUGCUUCUCUAAAUCAACAAGUUGACAGUAUUGUUGAGGUUGUCACCAAGUUCGUGAAGCUAUAUGAAGCCUUGAGUCCUAAUCUUACUCAGUUGUCUACUACAGAAUCUACCAGUUUUGCUGAGAUCAAUACUCAAUUGAAUGAGUUAAAAGAUUUACCCUCGAAGUCCAGUUCCUUUUCAUUGAUAACUCCUGAGUUUUUAUCUCAAAAGUUUACCUAA
Molecule: messenger RNA, 951 nt
Organism: Lactuca saligna
Lineage: Eukaryota; Viridiplantae; Streptophyta; Magnoliopsida; Asterales; Asteraceae
Source: the annotation of a GenBank genome assembly